Messenger RNA from Monoraphidium neglectum, 1602 nucleotides. Its product is annotated as poly(a) polymerase. Gene Ontology annotation, molecular function: poly(A) RNA polymerase activity; mRNA binding. The record is from RefSeq and is a predicted model, not a curated record. Lineage: Eukaryota; Viridiplantae; Chlorophyta; Chlorophyceae; Sphaeropleales; Selenastraceae. The coding region runs from base 1 to 1602 and encodes 533 amino acids. Gene Ontology annotation, cellular component: TRAMP complex; nucleolus. Gene Ontology annotation, biological process: RNA 3'-end processing. The transcript has 8 exons.
AUGGCGCAUGUGUGCAGGCUGCACGACUUGAACCAGCAGGGGCGGGAACCGCGAGGGCGCGUGGCAGGCGGCGCUGCCAGCGCACCAGACGUCGGCGGCAUGCGGCGCGCGCUCUGGCCGGCGGCCCUGCUCGCGCGCCACCACGCCCGCUUCCUGCCUCGGUCGGCCGCGGCGGCAGCCGUCGCGGCAGCAUGCAGCGCAUCCUUGUCAGCGCACGGGCCCGCCUGUCCGCAGCAGAUAUCCUGGCAGGGCGCACUCCUUUGCCAACGCCGGAAGCAGCAGCAUGCCCAGCUUUGGGACCCGCUGUGCCGCGGCGGCCGCAGGGGCAUCGCAAUGGCGGCGACGCCGGAGGUCAGCACAGCUGAAGCCGGGUAUCUUCCGCAGCAGGAUCAGGAGGAGGCCCCAAAUGGGCAGCAGCAGCAGCAACAGCAAGAUCAGCAGCAGCAGCCGCAGCAGCAGCAGGUGGCGCAGCAGCAGCAGCCGGCUGCUGGCGCCGGCGGCGACGCGGCCGCAGCCGCGGCCGCGGCGACGCAGCAGGGCAAGGCGGCGGCGCGCAGGGAGCCGCGCUACUCUCCGCUCCACCAUAACAUCGAGGAGUUUUGCCGCAGGGUGGUGCCCACGCAAGAGGAGCGCGCGGCCAAGCAGCGGAUUGUGGAGGCCGUCAAGGCGUCCACCAGGAAGGGCCUGGAGGGGAUGCAGCUGCCAGACGGGGCUCGCGUCAAGGUGCAGCCCUUUGGCAGCUUCGUCAGCGGCCUGUCAACGUGGAACAGCGACGUGGACAUUGUCGUCAGCGGCCUGGUGACGCCGUCGCGGUUGACGGGAGGCUUUGGCCAGGCGGACAAGCGGUUUGUCAUCAAGAUCUUGGACAGGGUGGCGAAGGAGCUCCGCCGCAGCCGCCGCGUCGACGUCCGGUCGCUGGUCAUAAUCCGCACCGCGCGCAUCCCGAUCAUCAAGCUGCAGACGGGGUACCAGUCGGGGUCUGUCGUCGCUGACGUCAGCCUGGGCGAUGAGUCGGGGCCGGCGGCGGCGCGGUACGUGACGCAGCAGAUCGCGGCUUACCCGCCGCUGGCGCCGCUGGUGCUGGUGCUCAAGGUGUACCUGCGGCGCUGCGGCCUGAAUGAGGUCGCCAACGGGGGCCUCUCCUCAUAUAGUCUCACGCUCAUGGUGCUCGCCCACCUGCAGGAGGAGAUCAAGGCCGGCAAUGACGUGUUCGAUCUGGGGGAGGCGCUCUAUAGCUUCCUGGUGCGAUACGGAGAAGAGUUCGACUAUGGAGCAGAUGCCGUGAGCGUGGCCAGCGGCGGCGUGGUCCCAAAGAUGGCCCUCGGCGGCGGCAGCUACUACAGCAUGUCAUCGGACAGCUUCGAUGACGACGAGGGCGGCGGCGGGGGCGGGCGGUCGGCGCGGGACCGGCUGAUGGUGGACGACCCGCUGACGGGGCGUGACAUCAGCGGCGGGACGUACAGGGUGGACGACUUGAGGCUCGCGUUUGGGCGGGCCGCGCGGCGGCUGGAGACGCUGGCGCAGAAGCAGCGGCGGGACGCGACCACAAACUACCUCCAGGUGUGCGGGGUUCCAGGGCUUGGGUAUUUUGGGGGCGGCUAG